GAGAAAUAACCGCUGCAGUUGCUUCUCUCCCCGCCGCUCAUUGAGCGUAUUUGCCGCAGUUCAGUUAGGUUCUGCUCACUGAGGAUUUCCUCCACGCUGUGGCCGCCGGACACCAACCACUCUUCGCGGCGGAACACAACGUCCGCUCGCAGUGGGGUCCGACCGGGAAGCAGCCCCGGAGCGGCGGACCGGUUCCAGGUCCGGUUCCGGGUGCGGAGCGCGCAAUCAUCCUGAUACCUGCCGAACUUGUUGCAGAGCAAAUAGCGCAAACAUUGCGGGAAGAUCACGCGCAGAAAAGACGGGAUUGAACGGAUUGAAAGAAGGCUUUGGAGUUUUUUUUUUGUUUGUUUUUUUUGUUGUUUUUCUCCGUGGUGAUGAGUUUGUUUGUUUGAUGUCUUCUUUCACUCUGAAGCUUUAAAACAAACAAAAAGAUUCCGGAGUGGUUCAGGUCUGAGUCUGUGGAUUUACUUUUAUUUUCCUUUUCUUUUUUUGCGUUUUUACGCGUUGAUUUUGUGCAUAAAGAUCUGGCCGCCUCUCCUCCUCCUCCCCCCGAAUGUCCUCCUGCUGCUCCGGCGCUCCGUGAACCCUCAUCGAGCCUCCGCAAAGCUCCGGGAGAAGGAUGGCUGCAGGCGUCGCAGCAUGGAUGCCGUUCGCCCGAGCGGCGGCUAUCGGUUGGAUGCCGGUUGCCAGCGCGCCCAUGCCAGUCCCCCCAAAGGAGAAGCAGCGCGGGCGGAACCGGCUGAUCAUGCUGAAUGUGAGCGGCACAAAGUUCCAGACGUGGCGGGACACGCUGGAGCGGUACCCAGACACCCUGCUGGGCAGCUCGGAGCGGGACUUCUUUUUCCACGAGGAGACCAACGAGUUCUUCUUCGACCGCGACCCGGACAUCUUCCGUCACAUCCUCAACUUCUAUCGCACCGGGAAGCUGCACUACCCGCGACAGGAGUGCAUCUCCGCGUACGACGAGGAGCUGGCGUUCUUCGGCAUCAUCCCGGAGAUCAUUGGGGACUGCUGCUAUGAGGACUACAAGGACCGGCGGCGGGAGAACCAGGAGCGGAUCCAGGACGACGAGGAGAAUGAGCAGACCAACGACCUGAUCUCCGUGGACAUGAGCUUCCGCGAGACCAUGUGGCGAGCCUUCGAGAACCCGCACACCUCAACCAUGGCGCUGGUCUUCUACUACGUCACCGGCUUCUUCAUCGCGGUGUCGGUUCUGGCCAACGUGGUGGAAACGGUUCCGUGUGGUGCCGCGCCGAACCGCGUCAAGGAGAUGUCGUGCGGUGAGCGGUAUGCGCUGGCGUUCUUCUGCCUGGACACCGCAUGUGUCAUGAUAUUCACCGUGGAGUACCUGCUGCGGCUGCUGGCCGCGCCAAGCCGAUACAAGUUCGUAAAGAGUGUGAUGAGCGUAAUCGACGUGGUGGCCAUCAUGCCAUAUUACAUCGGCCUGGUCAUGACGGACAACGAGGACGUCAGCGGCGCUUUUGUUACCCUACGUGUCUUCAGGGUCUUUCGUAUUUUCAAGUUCUCCAGGCACUCUGCGGGACUUCGCAUCCUGGGCUACACACUGAAGAGUUGCGCGUCCGAGCUGGGCUUCCUGCUCUUCUCUCUCACCAUGGCCAUCAUCAUCUUCGCCACCGUUAUGUUCUACGCUGAGAAAGGAUCCAGCGCGAGCAAGUUCACCAGUAUCCCUGCUGCCUUCUGGUACACCAUCGUCACCAUGACAACAUUGGGGUACGGCGACAUGGUGCCAAAGACCAUCAUGGGGAAGAUCUUUGGCUCCAUCUGCUCCCUGAGCGGUGUGCUGGUUAUCGCCCUGCCGGUGCCCGUCAUCGUCUCCAACUUCAGCCGAAUCUACCACCAGAGCCAGCGAGCUGAGAAGAGGCGAGCCCAGAAGGCGUCCAAGGAGGCGGGCCAGGCGCUGGUGUAUAAAACCAACCCAAACAUCGAUCUGCAUCACCAUCACCUGCUGAACUGUCUGGAGAAGACCACGAACCAUGAGUUUGUGGACGAGAAGAAAUAUGAGAUGAGCAGCAGGGAGGUGAGUCAGGUGAAGCAGGUGUCGGGCUCUUCUUCCACCCCCUCCUCUCCUCAUGGCCUCUCCUGCUGCGCCCGUAAGAAGAGAAAGACCUUCAACAUCCCCAACUCCAACUUAUCAGUGGGUCUGCAGGGCAGCAUCCAGGAGCUGAGCACCAUCCAGAUCAGAGAGCGACCGAUCAGCAACAGUCGAUCCAGUCUGAAUACCAAACUCCAGGAGACGCUUCCCCUGAAUUGCGAGGAGUCGUACCUCACCGCCGCCAUCAUCAGCAUGCCCACGCCACCUGGAACCACUCCAGAGGGUGACGAAUCCACCAGUUCUUCCCAGUACUCCCAGGCCAACAUCGUCCGGGUGUCCACACUCUAGACUCCACCCAGUCCUCCCUAACCACCACAAUGAUGCUGGAGGUCGGGAGUUGGUAGAGACCUGGAUGCAGGUUCUGUGGCACAUCUUGGAAAUGAUAGCUUAAAUUCUGCCACCCUGCAACAGAGACAUGGGUGGAUGCGUACACACUGGAGAUCUUUUUCUUUGGGAUUUUUAUUCUGUAACAAAAGGAGAAGUGACAUAGCAAUAGCUUGGCUGGGGGUGGAUCUGUUUUCCUGGACAAGCAAACCUUUUACAGCACUGUAAGCCAGAAAUGUCUGCUACAGCCCAGGUUUUAGUGGAAAUAGAUCAUUUUUAUUCAGCGCAAAGGCUGGGAGCAGAUCCAAACUUCAGGUCCUUUGUAAAGUCUCAGCUAAUCCACUAGACAGAACAUGAGUAGCAUGUCUGGUUUACGUCUUGCAGCCCCUACAGCAGCUUUGAUUCACUUCCUGGUCCUGACUGAGCCUCACAUAAGUCUGAGCCAUAGACUGUAUUUAAAAGAUGGACGGAGCCUCCGUGACGUCACCUGUAGGUUUCUGAAGAGCUGAAUUAAAGCUCACUGGGCAGUUACCACCAUCGCCA
This is a messenger RNA of Melanotaenia boesemani (Boeseman's rainbowfish), 2980 nucleotides long. Its product is annotated as potassium voltage-gated channel subfamily D member 2-like. NCBI's taxonomy places the organism in Eukaryota, Metazoa, Chordata, Actinopteri, Atheriniformes, Melanotaeniidae. Gene Ontology annotation, molecular function: protein binding; A-type (transient outward) potassium channel activity. Gene Ontology annotation, cellular component: membrane; voltage-gated potassium channel complex. Gene Ontology annotation, biological process: protein homooligomerization; potassium ion transmembrane transport. The transcript has 5 exons. The record is from RefSeq and is a predicted model, not a curated record. The coding region runs from base 620 to 2401 and encodes 593 amino acids.